Ambispora leptoticha is the source of this 768-nucleotide messenger RNA. NCBI's taxonomy places the organism in Eukaryota, Fungi, Glomeromycota, Glomeromycetes, Archaeosporales, Ambisporaceae. The record is from the annotation of a GenBank genome assembly.
AUGAUUAGGAGACAAACACGACUUCGCCGCGAAUACUUAUAUCGCAAGUCUUUGGAGACCAAAGACAAACAGAUUUUUGAGCGAAAGCAAAAGAUUAAAGAGGCCAUCCGAGAACCCACAACACAUAUCGAUGAUGAAUACGCGCGGGCUGGCGUCCACGAUCCAAAAGUUUUGAUUACGACCUCUCGUGAUCCGAGUAGCCGGCUCCAACAAUUUGCAAAGGAAAUGCGAUUAAUUUUUCCAAAUUCACAACGUAUCAAUCGUGGUAACUAUGUGAUUAAAGAAAUUGUGGACGCGUGUAGAGCUAACGAUGUCACCGAUUUAAUAAUAUUGCACGAGCAUCGUGGUGAACCUGUGUCUCAUCUUCCUUAUGGUCCGACAGCUUUCUUCUCAUUACAUAAUGUUGUUUUAAGACAUGAUAUAAAAGAUGAAGCCACAGUAUCAGAAGCGUAUCCUCACUUAAUAUUCCAUAAUCUUAAUUCUAAACUUGGUCAUCGGGUGAUGAACAUUCUAAAAUAUUUAUUUCCGGUCCCAAGAGAGGAUAGUAAACGAGUGAUGACUUUUGCGAAUGAUAACGACUAUAUCUCUUUUCGACAUCAUGUUUAUAUAAAGACGAGUCAUAAAGACGUGCAAUUAGCGGAGGUGGGACCGAGAUUUGAAAUGCGAGUUUACGAAAUCAAAUUGGGUACUGUUGAUCUUAAGGAUGCAGACACAGAAUGGGUAUUACGACCAUAUCAGCGAACUGCAAAGAAACGAGACCAAUUAUAA